CGAGCAAAACCGAAUCCACCCACGAGUUAUCUCAUCUCACAGCUCUUUCUUCCACUCAUUCUUCUAGGGUUAGCUAAUCUAUCUUCAAUUUCUUUAUUUUUAUUUUUUUAAACAAAAAUGGAGUCUAAUUCGUUGAUCAAUUACCCUUCUCGAUCAGAUUUGUGUUUGGAAGAAGAUGCCAAAGCAGAGUUUAUCUGUCCCUUCUGUGCAGAUGAGUUCGAUAUGGUUGGCCUUUGUUGCCACAUUGAUGAAGACCAUCCUGUUGAGGCCAAGAACGGGGUUUGUCCUGUCUGCUCAAAGAAGGUGGGCUUGGACAUCGUUGGCCACAUAACAACACAACACGCCAACGUUUUCAAGAUAUCCUUUUUUGUGUUUUGUUUUGUUCUUCUUCUUUUUCGUACCAUCACUGCUAGAGUCUUUUGGUUGGUACUCCUUGAUGUGUUGAGAGUUAACGUGCAACAGCGAAGGAGAAGGUUGCGUAGAGGUGGUGGAUACAGCUCAAACUAUCUUACACUUAGAAAAGAGCUUAGGGAAGGAAACAUACAGUCUCAUGGAGUUGGAGGAUCUUCCACUUUCAUUCCCUCAUCCAAUAUAGAUUCUUCUGAUCCUUUGCUCUCAUCUUUUAUGUUUCGUCCUCCUCCUCCUCCUCCGGCUAAUAAACUUGUCACAGAAGGAGACUCUGUCUCGCCUAAGGACACCCCUCAAAGGUUAUCACUUUCAAAUGAAGAAGAUCAAGACAAGGCAAGAAAGAGUGAGUUUGUGCGGGACUUGGUGUGGUCAACCUGCAUGCUUGAAGACAAGCUCUAAUCUCUCUCACUGGUAAUGGUGAAACAAGAGACUGGUCUUUAUGUGUGUUAGCAAAGCCUCUUAGCUAAUGAGUGUAUGUAUGUUGUAAUCGAAUGUAGUUGAGGAACCUUAA
Molecule: messenger RNA, 919 nt
Organism: Raphanus sativus (radish)
Lineage: Eukaryota; Viridiplantae; Streptophyta; Magnoliopsida; Brassicales; Brassicaceae
Product: protein DEHYDRATION-INDUCED 19 homolog 7-like
Source: RefSeq, a predicted model, not a curated record